Glycine soja is the source of this 1107-nucleotide messenger RNA. RefSeq lists its product as uncharacterized. NCBI's taxonomy places the organism in Eukaryota, Viridiplantae, Streptophyta, Magnoliopsida, Fabales, Fabaceae. Gene Ontology annotation, molecular function: RNA binding. The transcript has 4 exons. The record is from RefSeq and is a predicted model, not a curated record. The coding region runs from base 1 to 1107 and encodes 368 amino acids.
AUGGUUUCUCCACUGAACCCAGAAGCUCUGGAAUAUUUACCAAGGCACAAUCACAAGCUUCAGCAACAACAACAGCAAGUACUUCAACCUCAACCCCUUCCUUGUUCCACUUUCCCUCCCACUUCCAUUUUUACUCCUCACUGCAACUUCUUGUUACUGUUCUCUUCAUUUCCCUCACGUCAUCCUUAUAACCCCUUCUAUUAUCCCACUCUAACACUUCCACCAUUACCACCUUCUUCCAUUCCCUUAGCACUAGAAGCUGAUCAACCAACUCGUUUUCAUGAAAUAAAAAAUGGUUCUGAUUCUGAUUCUGAUUCUAACCCGGUUGAAGCACAUGCAGUGAACAAGAAGAAGGAUCAAAUGGUAAUAGCUGAAGAACCAAAAACUGGUUGUGGUUCGAUAGGAUUUGUAAAGAAGCGAGCUUUCAAGGCUUACAUUAAUGGCCGGUGUCUUGAGAGUUGGAGACAAAAGAGUUACCCGCCGAGAAGGAAGGUGGAAGAAAAUGGUCAACGUAAAAGUGUUGACUUUUUGAGGAACCGAAAGGUUUUUAGGCACCACCCAGCAAAUGAACCCUUCAGGGGUUUUCCCAAGAGGAAUCGUUUUAAUCCCUCGUUGCCUGUUAGGGAUGGCGAAACCACUGUGAUGAUCAGAAAUAUUCCCAGCAAAUACACCCGAGAAUUGCUGGUGAAGUUUCUGGAAGAUCAUUGUCUGAAAGUGAAUCGUACUACAGAAAAUGAAGCUUGCAAGGAGAAAGGCGAAGAAGAAUCCAUUGGUUUAGCUUUUGAUUUCGUUUAUUUGCCCAUUGAUUUCAAAUCUAGGAUGAACAAGGGAUACGCUUUUGUGAACUUCACUAAGCCCCAGGCAGCUCGGAAGUUUCGUAACACAGCCUCCAGAUUGAAAUGGGACAUGUUCCAGUCUAACAAGAUACGUGAAGUGGUUUCUGCACGUUUACAAGGGAAGGAACAAUUGGAGAAACACUUCGAAACGAUGAACUUUCCUUGUGACUCCGAGGAUGUUUUGCCCGUGAGCUUUAGCCCACCUCGCGAUGGUGUAAACAAGGGAGAUCAAAGGACUAUGGGGAAUCUUAUGAAGCGCCAACAUGUUUGA